CAAGCUGAUCGUGCGUCAAGACCGAAUAAUCUCAAGCCUUAACAUACUUGAGGAAAUCAAGAUGAAAUUAAUAUCAAAGUCUUGCGAGGCCAAAAUACUAAAUAUAUCAAAGCGUUUUAAAAGCUUACUUACCUGUAGUCGAUGACAGUGUUUUUUGGCAAAACAAACAAAAAUUGGCCCAGUGCGAACCGGCCCUUAAGUUAAUACAUUUGGCUAGUUCGGCCAAGCAGGAUCUAGAAAACACUUUGUUGAGAUUUAAGCCAAAAUGGAUGUGAAGCUAAGAAAAAUGGAAGGGCUUAGAUUGCUCAGUUUAUAACUCAAAUGUAUAAUUGAAGCCAUUAGACGUCAGGAGAUGGAUUUAAGAUUGGACAUGUACAUGGACAGGAGAACGUGGGAGAUGAGUCUGGAUAUUAGGUUUAAAAGGAGGAAAGAAAGAAAAAAAGAAUUAAUAAGGAGAUGUCACCAAAUGGCUAGUGAUUUUAUCAGAGUUAUGACAAUUACAAGAAUUUAUCGAUUGACAUUCAAAAUGGAUCUGAUACCCACACCAUUCUAUGAAGCUGAGAUACUCAGACGUAUAUAUGGAAUAAUCAAGCGAUUGUAUUACAGAUACUUAAAGACAUAUAUAGCAUUUCUAAAUUACCAGAAUACAUUUGGUGCCUUCAAAGUAGAGCAAAGCCAUGGGCGAACCACCGCCUGGCGAGUCUCAUCCACAGAGCACUGAACCGCAUCGAGAUGAGUCCAUUCUGAACAGAGAGAACAACAUUCCUUAUGACUUAGAUCACCAGGAAAAUGACCAGUGGUGUCACGAGAAAGAAGUAGGAGAAAGAGAUCAGAAUGGAUUCACAUGGGAUGAAUUCAUCCCAGAGAGCCUGGGCUCUAUUAAUUCAGACUUCCCACUGAAUGAAGUCUUCGAGCAUAUUGACUCUAUUAUUUCCGACUUUGCAUCGGAUGAAAUCGAUUUGGACAUCCCAUUUGAUGGAAUUUCCGAGGAUAAUGUUUCUACUGAUUUUCACUCAUUAUUUAAUGAUGGAACUUCAGAGUUCAUUGACUUUAUACUUUCAGAGAGUGAGGAAAGUCAUAAUUUUAAUAGCACUGUUAGUUGGGGUGAUUUUGGCAAUGAUCUUCAUUAUUCGCCUGAUGAGAACCAAGCCACAAUAGUUGGUGAUAGAGACCAUCCUAACCUGUUAGAUAAUGGUGGUCAUGUUAACCGAAGUGCCAUUCCUAGUGUAAGCCACUUGACCGACCAAGUUGGUGGCAGUGAUAUUGUCAUCAUGCCUUAUUCAACAGAUCUGUAUCCCGAAGUCAACAAUGAUGAUAAUUUGUUACCAGUUGGAGAUGUUGUUCUUCAAGAAGGCAGCCACACGAAUGUUGCAGGUCUAGAUACUGUCCCUGAAGUCAGCCACAUGAACGUUCAAGGUCCAGAUACUGUCCCUGAAGGCAGCCACAUGAACGUUCCAGGUCCAGAUACUGUCCCUGAAGGCAGCUACAUCAACGUUCCAGGUCCAGAUACUGUCCCUGAAGUCAGCCACAUCAACGU
This is a messenger RNA of Exaiptasia diaphana, 1537 nucleotides long. RefSeq lists its product as uncharacterized. Gene Ontology annotation, molecular function: RNA polymerase II transcription regulatory region sequence-specific DNA binding; DNA-binding transcription activator activity, RNA polymerase II-specific. The record is from RefSeq and is a predicted model, not a curated record. Gene Ontology annotation, cellular component: nucleus. Lineage: Eukaryota; Metazoa; Cnidaria; Anthozoa; Actiniaria; Aiptasiidae. Gene Ontology annotation, biological process: regulation of transcription by RNA polymerase II.